GCUGAAGUUAGGCUCCAGGAGAAGAGAUGGCUUCAACUUGUAUUUAUGUUUUCCUCCUCAGGCUCUGCAGAUGGUGUGGGGAGGAGGUUGCACUCAGCCCCUGGCCUUGGUCUCUCAAAGACCCCAACAGCAGAAAUGGAGCACAGUCUCCAUGAAGCCAGCACAGUGCCUGCUUCUCAGGCUGCACCUUGCCGAGGCCCCAGGAGGGAAUAUGGGGAAGAUGAUCAGUGCGGUGCAGAGAACUUUCACUGCAUCUUACAUAGACUCAGUGGCACCGUUGUCUCAGAGAGGGACGAGACUCCAGUCUCUUCCCACAGUUUUGAUGCAUCAAAUGCGAGGAAAAAGCCUUUGGAAACCGGGCACCGUUGUUCCAGCUCCUCUUCCCUCCCUGUCAUCCAUGAUCCUCCUGUGUUUCUCCUUGGUCCCCAACUGUACCCACCCCAACCACAGUUCCUGUCCCCAGAUGUCUUGAUGCCCAGCAUGGCAGGGGAGCCCCAUAGACCCCCAGGAACGUCGAGGAGUGUCCAGCAGUUUCUGGCUAUGUGUGACAGGGGUGAAACUUGCCAGGGGAUCAAGUACCCAGGAAGAACUCUGAACUACCAGAGUCUACCCCAUCGUUCCAGAACAGAUGCCUCUUGGGGGCCAUGGUCAGAGACCAACCAGCAUAUUGGAGCCAGAUUCCUGAGUAUUCCAGGAUGCAAGCCUCAGCCGACACACACUGCCACACUACCAGAAAGGCGCCAGGGCCUUCAGGUUCCUCAUGCUCAGUCCUGGGGGGAUCUUUUCCAUUCUUCCUCCCACCCUCCCAUUGUUUACCCUGUGUCUCCACCAUCAAGCAGUCUUCAUGUACCCCUGAGGUCAGCUUGGAAUUUGGGUCCUGUUCCUGGGUCUCGAGGCCCUGGUCCUCGAAGAGUAGAUAUGCCCCCAGAUGAUGACUGGAGGCAAACCAGUUAUGUCCCGCAAUCUGGGCAUAGGAGGGCAGGGGGAGAGGAGUUUUUGUUUGUUCUGGCAGAUGCUCCUGGAAGAGAGCAGAUAAGGGCAAGAGCCCUGCAGCACAAUAGGUGGUAAGGGUCACCCCUUUCCUUUCCUGGAGCCACAGCUUUCUCCGUUAAACUGUACUGUGGAGGAGUUAGCACCCUGCAUCCGUGCCAGGGUUGUGCUAGUUUCAUCUCAACAUAGAGUUGGCAGUUUCUUCUAGGGGUACCUGGAACCCCUAACAAGACCUGGCUCCUUGAGAGGAAUAUUUGAAAUUCCAAUUUCCAUUCAACUGGCAAAAGGAAGCAACUGCUGUUUAGGGCUUUAUUUGAGCCACUUUAAAGAUGAAUCCAUAUUACCCUGGACACUAGUCAUUCCUUAGGAUCUUAGGGUCACCAUUUUAUUACUGGAUCCUUUAUGCCCCCAACUGCACCUGAGCCUUCAUCCUCUGUUCCCUACAAUACUGCCAACUUCUAUUCUUUGUUUUACCAACCUAUCCUUCUUACCUGACCUUCUGUCUUCCCCAGUACCCCAUCCUUGGAGGGGCAUGUAGCUGUGUGGUCAUGGUCCUGACCAUAUCAUUCAGGGCAGCCUACCUGCCCAGGUAUUAUGGGCUGUCACCCUUCCCUGUACCCCCAAACCUUAGGCCUAGAAUGCAGAGCUGCCAACAUAACAUUUGUCCUUCUGAACAGAUGGAGUCAGGCACACUAACACACCUUCCUGUCCUCAGCAGCAGAGCCAUUACUGCCACUUGCUCAGUCACUGUUGUAAACCCUCAGAGUUAGCUAAACUAUUUUAGGGCCAAACAUACUGUUUUUGUAAAGUAUUUUUCAUUAAUAAAUCUUUAAGAUAGUUGUAUUUAA
Leptonychotes weddellii (Weddell seal) is the source of this 1838-nucleotide messenger RNA. Lineage: Eukaryota; Metazoa; Chordata; Mammalia; Carnivora; Phocidae. The record is from RefSeq and is a predicted model, not a curated record.